Molecule: messenger RNA, 330 nt
Organism: Melozone crissalis (California towhee)
Lineage: Eukaryota; Metazoa; Chordata; Aves; Passeriformes; Passerellidae
Product: lymphocyte antigen 6E-like
Exons: 3
Coding region: 1-330 (109 amino acids)
Molecular function (GO): acetylcholine receptor inhibitor activity
Source: RefSeq, a predicted model, not a curated record
AUGAAGUUCUCCCUCCUUGCGGUGCUGGCUUUGGUCCUAUUUGCAGCUCAAGCAAAUUCCCUGUACUGCUACACCUGCAAUUGGGAGCAAAGCAACUGGAGCUGCCUGAAGGCCGAGAAGUGUUCGGACAAGGACGAGUACUGUGUCACCAACGUGGCCUCUGUAGGAAUCGGCUUUUUGUCCAUUUGGAAGAGGAUCACCAAGAAGUGCUCCAGCACCUGCCCACACCACAACUUCCUCCUGGGCCUGGCCACCUACACCUCCUACUGCUGCCAGAGCUUCCUGUGCAACCUCAGUGCGUGCCCAGGGCCCCGGCUGGCUCGCCCAUGA